CCUCUGAUUCUCACUUGUUGGGGUUUCCGUAAGCCGUUUUCCGACGUUUCAUCCGUCCAGAGCUCGCUGCUCGGAGUCCGAUGGAGAAUAAUAUGGACGGGGAACGGGACGUGAAGAGGCAGAAAAUUCUGGAGAAGUCAACUUCUCCGCCUCCCCCUCUUGGUUUUCAGAAUCCGCUUUUACCUUUAGCUAAUGCUUAUGAUGACGACGAUGAGGAUGAAGAUUUUGAGAGGAUGACACUGAGUGGUAGACGAGCAGGAGGAGGACAGAAUGCGGCUCGGGUGGAACAAAAUAGUGAGGAUGAUGAACAUGCUGACGAUGAGGAUGACAGUGAUGACCCAUCGGGACAAGAAUUACCUCAAGGGAAGCAGAAUCGUCAGAUUGAAGUACGAAGGGACUGCCCUUACCUUGAUACCGUCAAUCGUCAGGUGUUGGAUUUUGAUUUCGAGAAGUUUUGUUCAGUAUCUUUGUCAAAUUUGAACGUGUAUGCAUGUCUGGUUUGUGGGAAGUAUUACCAGGGAAGAGGGAAGAAGUCACAUGCAUAUACUCAUAGUCUAGAAGCAGGACACCAUGUUUACAUUAAUCUUCUGACUGAGAAAGUUUAUUGUCUUCCUGAUGGAUAUGAGAUCAAUGAUCCAUCAUUGGAUGACAUUCGACAUGUUUUGAACCCAAGGUUUACCAGAGAACAAGUUGAACAGCUUGACAGAAACAAGCAAUGGUCCAGAGCACUUGAUGGUUCAGAUUACCUUCCAGGAAUGGUGGGGCUGAACAACAUUCAAUUGACUGAUUUUGUUAAUGUUACCAUUCAAUCUUUAAUGAGAGUUACUCCCUUGAGGAACUUUUUCCUCAUUCCUGAAAACUACCAGCACCGUAAAUCUUCACUCGUCCAUCGAUUUGGAGAACUCACUAGGAAGAUCUGGCAUGCUAGAAACUUUAAAGGACAGGUGAGCCCUCAUGAGUUCCUGCAGGCAGUUAUGAAAGCUAGUAAAAAACGGUUUCGGAUAGGCAUGCAGUCUGAGCCAGUUGAAUUUUUGUCAUGGCUUCUUAAUACACUGCAUAAUGAUCUUAAAACCAGAAAGGGUGGUAGCAUCAUACACAAGUGCUUCCAGGGGGAACUAGAGGUUGUGAAAGAGAGUCAUAACAGAGCUCGUGGUGAUGACCAGAAUGGUGCUCCAAAUUCAACAGAGAGUAGAACUGAGAAUAAUGUUGUCACAGAGGCGUACAGAAUGCCAUUUUUAAUGCUUGGGCUGGAUUUGCCAGAACCACCUCUUUUUAAAGAUGUGAUGGAGAAGAACAUAAUACCACAGGUUCCUUUGUUCAAUAUACUAAAGAAGUUUGAUGGUGAGACUAUAACAACCACAGUUCGCCCUCCAGCAAGGAUGAGAUAUCGUGUUACCACAUUGCCACCCUACUUGAUACUCCAUAUGCGCCGCUUCACCAGGAACAACUUCUUCAGAGAAAAGAACCCAACAUUAGUCAACUUUCCUGUGAAAAACCUAGAAUUGAAGGAUUAUAUACCUCUGCCAGCACCAAACAAAGAGAAUGAGAAACUGCGCUCAAAGUAUGAUCUGAUAGCUAAUAUUGUCCAUGAUGGUAAACCUGAUGAGGGGUUUUACAGGGCCUUUGUGCAGCGGAAAUCAGAAGAACUAUGGUAUGAGAUUCAGGAUUUGCAUGUUUCUGAAACCCUUCCUCAGAUGGUUGCUCUUUCUGAAGCUUAUAUGCAGAUCUAUGAGCAGCAACAGUAGCAUUUCUAGCAUGUCAAGAGUUCGCCAAUGUUGAUGGCAAGAUGCUUAAUUCUCUCUAGGCUAUAGCAUGCUUUAUCAAACAGUAGAAGCAAUGUAAGGGAAACAAGAAGAGAUGUUGAUGCUUUUGAAAUGGAAGAUUUAUUGGGUUGGUUUUCUGCUACAUUUUGGGAAGAACAGAAAUCAGGACAAUAACACCCUCAAGGGGGUAGCCACGCAGGAUAUUAACUAUGUCCGUUCUUUUGUAAAAUAUCCAACAUUUCUUGCCUUGUAUAGAAACAGAUAUGAACAUUCCUAUUGGCAUGUAUUCUGUUUCCCAUAUUUAGUGUUACUGCCCCUUGUAGCCAUAAAAUAAAAGUUAUAGU
This is a messenger RNA of Rubroshorea leprosula, 2107 nucleotides long. The record is from the annotation of a GenBank genome assembly. NCBI's taxonomy places the organism in Eukaryota, Viridiplantae, Streptophyta, Magnoliopsida, Malvales, Dipterocarpaceae.